GUUUUUGUGACUUGUCUUGGUUUCUGGUUUUCCCCUCCUCUCUCUCUCUGUUUCUCGGUGCAUUUUCUAUUUUCCCCUUUCCGGGAAAGUUUUGUCAGAUUCGGGAAAAAAAAAAAAUUCAAAACUUUCGUUUGAUCUUCAUCAAAGUCUCAACCUUUCGAUUCUCUAUUUGCUUCCGAAUUAAAAAAAAUCCGAACUUUGAGAUCGGAUCUUCUUCUUCAUCUCAAUUACCUGAGAAAGUUCUUAACUUUACAUUGAGAUUCACCUGAGAAAAACAGAAUCCGAUUCCUCUGGAUCGACGAAGAUCGAGAACGAUGAAGCCAUCAUCAGCUUCGUUAGACAGCUGGAGGGAGUACUUCCGGCGAGGAGAUUCCGACAUCUUCGGGAUCAUCGAUCACGCCAUCAUGGUCGCCGCCGCCGAUUGCCCCAACAGAUUCAAAUCGAGGAGAGACAAAAUCGCCGAGCUUCUCUUCUCCUGCAGAGUCAAUCGCUGCACCGGUUGCGACCACGUGGAGCUAUCUGUCCCAUCCGGAGGAGACGGCGAGGAGGAGGAGGCUAAUAAUAUUGGAGAUGCGGCGGUUGAUGGUGGCGAAGAAGCUGGUGGGAGUAAAGAGAGCAAAGCUAAUAGCAGCAGAGGAGAUAACAAUCAUACUUAUGAUGAUGAAGCCGAGGCUUUGAGCGAUGCGAUUGAGGAGUUUUCUAUGGUGUCUAAGGAAGUUUGUAGGAUUAAAGAGAUCUUACUCAACAAAGACGUUGAGUCACACUCUGUGAUACUUGAAUCCCUAAGGAAGCUGAAGCUGAUGUCUUUGAAUGUGGAUAUCCUCAAGAGUACUGAGAUCGGAAAGGCUGUUAAUGGAUUGAGGAAACAUGGUUCUGAUAAGAUUCGCCAGCUUGCAAAGACUCUCAUUGCAGAGUGGAAGGAGAUUGUUGAUCAAUGGGUGAGCACUACAAAGGAAAUAGCUGGUGCUGAAGGUACACCAGAGUCUGCAAAUCCAUCUGUAGUUGAUGAAGAUGAAGAAGAAGAAGAAGCGUUUCCAUCUCUUCCGUAUGAUGUUGAUAUCUUUACACCAGAAGCUAACGGAUUCGAAAUGCUAAAUGGAGACUUCUUUGAUUCCUUGGACUUUGAUGGAAAUCUUUGUAACUCUGGGGACUACAACACAAGCCGAGAAAAGGAAAGGAGACCACAUAAUGUCGCCAAGAGAAGACCUGAGGGAACACAAACGAGGAUACAAGACGCUCCUUUUAGAUCUAUCAAGCCAUCAUCACAUGCUGAUGAGACUAGGAGACCUCUUAAGCCAAAUACAGAACAAAGGAUGAAGAACGAAAUGGUAUCUGUUCACAAGUCCGAGAAGCCUAUGAUCCCAAGGAGGAAACCACUUGCAAGACCUCCACAAGAAAAACUUAAAGGUCUUGACGCAGACGCAAAGUUUGAGUUUGCAAAGAGGAAACUUCAAGAGAGCUACCAACAUCAUGAGAACGCCAAGAAGCAGAGAACAAUACAAGUACUCGAGACGAUCCCAAAGCAAGGUAACGCUCAGAAACCGCAACUCAAGAGACCUGGAAUGAACAACAGGAACUGGGCAAACGGUCGUAAAUAGAGAGACAUUAUUAUUACAUGCAACAUUACCUACCACAAAUAUCAUCUCUGGUGAAAUAAACAAGCAGAGGAGAAACGAGCAGAUUCCACACAACUCAACUUUUCUUUCAGACAGACUAGACUGUUUACUCUUCUGUUUUGUUACUUUCUGUGUUCUUCUACUACUACUAGUACUACUACUACAUUCUUGAGACU
Molecule: messenger RNA, 1792 nt
Organism: Brassica rapa (field mustard)
Lineage: Eukaryota; Viridiplantae; Streptophyta; Magnoliopsida; Brassicales; Brassicaceae
Product: probable mediator of RNA polymerase II transcription subunit 26b
Cellular component (GO): nucleus
Source: RefSeq, a predicted model, not a curated record